GAAAUGAACAUCCAGGAAAUCAACCAGGAAUUGUGCUCCCAGCUGGCAAAGUGCAAACAGGAUUUCAGAGACCUCUGGGAGAAAUUCCUUAUAUCCCAAGCUACUUCCUACUCCCUGGCCAAUCAGCUACAGAAAUAUAAGGCUAAAGAGCAUAAGGACAUCCUGGAGUCUGUGCUGGGGGAGAAGCUGCAGUUUGAGGAGGAGGAGCUGGCAGAGAAGCCUGGAGCAGCUACAAGGCUCGGGAGCUUUGAAUUCCUGAUUCAAUCCCAGGCAGGGGAGUUAUCAAAGCUACGACAAAAAAUAGAGGAAGGGAGGCAGGUAUCCUUCCUACUCAAACAGCACUUUGAGGACCCUGUUACUCACAAUGACCCUGACAAGUACGAGACACAAAGCUUCCUUGGACAACUGGCUGAGGGACAUCAGAUGGCAAAGCACCUCGCCUGUAAACUCCACACAGUGCAACUUGAACUUUAG
This is a messenger RNA of Choloepus didactylus (southern two-toed sloth), 474 nucleotides long. RefSeq names its product putative neuroblastoma breakpoint family member 5. NCBI's taxonomy places the organism in Eukaryota, Metazoa, Chordata, Mammalia, Pilosa, Megalonychidae. Bases 4 to 474 code for a protein of 156 amino acids. The transcript has 4 exons. The record is from RefSeq and is a predicted model, not a curated record.